CGGAAGGCGCGGGAGAUGCAAGAUGGCGUCGCUUGUUACAGAUGUUCUGCUCGCAAAUACGGAUCUGUUAGAGAAAGAGGACCUGGGGACACGCAUUGGCAAGUUAUCAGCCCACAUUGAUGAGAUCAAGGGGGAAAUCUAUCAUGCAGUACAUGAGAAAUAUGCCAACUUCAGACCCACCCGAGACUCCACACAGGAGCUGCACAGCAAAGUGCAGGCACUUACUAGCGAGAUGGAAACUCUGAGCAGUAAAAUCAAGGGAGACAUCAGUUCUCAUCUCAAUAGCUCCACCAGUGACCUUCACGACCUGACGAGGCAGUUAGAGAAAACUAACGCCAUAAUCGAGGUGCUUCAAUCACUAUGCAAGGUGAAUGGUUUGCUGACAGGUUUUCAGAGUUGUAUGCAAACAGGGGAGUAUGUGCAAGCUGCUGACAUCAUCAAUGCAUUGAAAUUUGAUCUGGAUGUUCUUAUUGAAGAUGGUUAUUGUGAACUGAAAAUCGUCAAGGCUCUUAGGUCUGAGCUGAGAGUGAACCAGGAGAUGCUCUUGCAUCGCCUAGGGGAGGCAUGGACGGCCAUGGUCAUCUGGAAUGUACCCCACGCCAAAGAUCCAGUCACCAUGGCGAACGUCAACCAAGUCCAACUCAAACUGAUUCACAGUGAAAAUGCAGAGCUGACUGUCACAGCCAUGAACCAGGUUGGAAUUCUGAAGAGCAAAAUGGAAGUUUUUGCAAAGAAACUGAUUGAGUACAUCUUGAAGCCCCUCGUGAUGCUGCCAAGUGUAACGCCGGCAAUUAAUGCAGGCCAAAAGUCACAGUCAACUACCAUCGCAUUCAAGGUGCUUCCCAGCAGGUCUGAGGUGCAGUCGGAUCCCAUUGCUGUGUACAGGAGCAUACACUCAGUACUCAAGGCACUCAGUGGGCCGCUGCUCGGCCUGAGGACGGAGGGUAAAAACGGAGAUGAGAGCACUAAGCUAACGGCCAUGCUAGGAGAGCUUGUUUGGUCCAAGCUGUCAAAGUGUAUCAUCACAAACUGUCUGGUUCACUCCAUACCAACAAGCACCUCAAAGCUGAAUGAGUACAAAAGUGUCAUCACAGCAACCGAGGCAUUUGAAGCUUCACUGCGGAAAACAGGGUUUAUCACAGAAACUGCUUCACCACUGCUGACCUACGCCAGGGAUGUCAACGUCCAUUUUGCAAACAAAAAGUGUCAGGAGUUGAUAGUGGAAGCCCGCAAGCUGAUGAAGAGAGAGCUCCACAACACAAAGAGGGUCGGCUCCAGUACAGUAGCUGAGAACAAGGUUAAAGGUCACAAAGAAGAUACAAAGGAAAAGAAUCAUGUCAGCGAGGGUAUAUUUGCGCUGCCGGAGUGUGCAGUCAGUGAGAGUGUGGAGUGUUUGGUCAAUCUUGCCUACCAGACUCUACAAGAAGCUGCCAGCAAUACGCCGCAGUGUGCCAUCCAGCUUUUCUACACAGUCCGAAACAUGUUUGAGAUAUUUUGCGAUGUCGUGCCCACGUACCACAGAGAUAGUCUGGAGAAGCUUCCUCAGUUGUGUGCGUUACACCACAACAACUGCAUGUACAUUGCCCAUCAUCUCUUGACGCUAGGUCACCAGUACCGUCAGUCCUUACCCCCUCCGCUCCGUGACGGCCUGUCCACGUUUGUCGACCUGAUCCCAGUCUUCAGGAAGUUGGCUUCCCAGUGUUUCUUGGCCCAAAUGAGAACUCAACGAGACCAGUUACUGGAGAGUUUAGUUGGAGCCGAGGGCUUUGACCAAGUAGCAACAGAUGACAACUUUGUUGGAAGUGAGAGGGCCAUCAAACAGGUUUUACACCAGUUGGGUCACCUCCAGCGAGUGUGGACAGACAUCCUCCCCAGCAACGUCUACACCAAGGCCAUGUCCACCCUGACCAACACGGUGCUGAAGCACAUUGUUGAGAAAGUGACUUCACUUGAGGAUAUAUCUGCCGAUGAUGCACAGCAGUUAUAUUCAUUACUGUCAGGACUGCAGGAGAACAUUCCGCACUUGAUCAAGCCAGGAGAAGUUGAGGAGCCAGUUCUUGUGCAAAGUACUGUGGACCAAUGGACAUCAUUCAGUGAGUUGCUGUUUGUGUUAGAUGCCAGCAUGCAAGAUAUUGUCGAUAGAUGGGCCGAGGGUAAGGGUCCACUUGCAUUGGCAUUCAGCGCCAGUGAAGUGAAGAGCCUGAUGCGAGCGAUCUUCCAGAACACGGACAGGCGGGCCACUGCACUUGCAAAAAUCAGAUAGGACCGGGUCGGGACAGAACAGCAAGUGAGUCCACAGGUACUGGUGUGUGGUGGGAGUUGGUGCAAUUGCGAAGGUAGUAAAGUGAAUGGCGUAUACAGUAUCCGUGCCAAACCUGCAAGGGGCUGCAAACGUAGCGCAGCAAUUUCUGUGUGCCUUCUUGCAUUAGCUUCGACUCAUUUUCAGCAGAACAUCAUUGAUAUUUGCUGAAGCCAAAAGGAAUGACCUCAUCAACUAGCGGCCAGUCUGCAUCACCCACGCACACAAAUAAAACAACCUUCAUUUUGCACAAUCCGCACACACUCUGAGAAUGUUUCCUGGGUAUGUUCGAAAAGUGGCUAGAGACUUUUGUAGAGAAAUGCAGAGUUGGCACUAUAAAAAUGAUGCUCUUCUAGAUUAUGGUGCUACGGAUAUUAUUAUUGCAAGAUACAAUGACCAAUCCCAAAGUCAAGAAAAUAUCAAAAGGUCAUGUCCCAAUAUUGUCAGAGACCUGAGAGAGGAGCCCUCUGAUUGGCUAGAAUCAGGUUGGCAACCAGCUUCAGCAGUGUAUGCAUUGUCUGAUGCUAUUGCCAAGUCAUUUUCAGUCAAGCAGGAAUCCUGCCGCUCUGGUCAAGGCACUGUACAACAGUCACCUUUCCCUUGCAAGUAAGAACUCUUCAUCCAACUUGAAAUUGUAGGAUGCUAAUCUAAUAAGCUACUGGUUAUAAGCCAGAUUUUAACAUCUGAAUAACUGAGUACUAGUCAGACUAUUGUACAUGAUCAACUUACAAUUCAGGAGCCACAAGUAAAAUUUGCACUAACUCGGUGGUGCAAAACAGUAAUGAUAAAAACGGUUUCCAGGCAAACAGUUGUCUGGCUAUUAAAUAUGGCUAUAAAUUUUCGUAGCAUAUUUUUUUCAAAUCUCCUUUCAGUGACCAAAGGUGAUACCAGAUCAGUUCCAUUUUCUUGAAUGGGGAUAACGGAUAAGCUCACUGAGAGAGGUUUGCAUAAUUGGCACAUAUAUUUUAAUCAAAAAAUAUGAAAAUGUGGCAAAAGGCAGCAAUACAUAUGUGACUGGCUUUUCAAAAAUGGCCCUUGGGCUUAGGCGUGACAAAGUGAUUUUAAGUGAUGCCCACAGAUAGAGAGGCAUUUAAUUAAGGAUUAAACUUGUGUAUUUUUGACCUGGCACAUUCUAUUCCUGAGAUACAGUAAAAUUUAGACUUGAUCUCUGGCAGAUGUACGGAAUGGUCGGUUACAUAGAGACGCACAGCAUGACUUAAGGGCCUUUUUUGAAGAGUGGGUCAUAUAUAUGUGGAGAAACUGUCCAGUAAGCCGUACAGGGAAACUGACAAGGUGCUUUCAUAGUAAUUGCAAAAAUUAUAAUAAAUGACUAGAGGGGGUUUUGAACCUGCAACCUCCAGAACACCGUGUGGAUGCUCUACCAACUGAUCUAGCCAGCCUCAUGUUGGGAGUGCCAAUCAGAAGCCACAAAUCUGCAUACCAUGGAGACAGUAACACUCUUACAAACCUUGAUGUUAAUCAGCACUCAGGAUCAACUUUUGUGCACUCAUUGUCAAAUGAUAUCCCAAGGGUCGCAGGUUCAAAUCUCGCUACUGGCAUUUUUUAAAGCUUUCCUUAAUGUAUCAACAGAUUAGUAACUGCAGAACAGUUUAUCGCUCCUAAAACUCCUAAAAUUUAGUCAAAUGCCCACUGGUCAGAACUGCAAGUAUUAUGCCUGUACAUGCACAAUGUAAAUCAUGAUUUUGGCUGAAGCUUGGAAUGAAAUCAGUGGCAGAAUGCAAAAUAAAAUAAAUAAUUUGAUGCCAGAGAACUAAUUCCUAAAGAGCUUUUCGGCAGCAAGUGGCAUGCACAGUUAAAUUGAUCAAAUGACAAGACUGAACGUAUAUUUGUACCUAGCUGAACAAGUUAACGACAGCUGAAAUUGUAACUCUUGACAGAAAUUCACUACAGUGAUGAACAGACAGAACAAAAACUUCAGAGUGCCAAUUGAAAAUCUUCAGCCAUUCAUUGAUGCUAAAAAUAAAGCAAGGAUAUAAAAAAAGU
Acanthaster planci (crown-of-thorns starfish) is the source of this 4303-nucleotide messenger RNA. It is a transcript of the gene zw10, whose product is annotated as zw10 kinetochore protein. Gene Ontology annotation, cellular component: chromosome, centromeric region; nucleus; RZZ complex. Gene Ontology annotation, biological process: mitotic cell cycle; mitotic spindle assembly checkpoint signaling; endoplasmic reticulum to Golgi vesicle-mediated transport. The record is from RefSeq and is a predicted model, not a curated record. NCBI's taxonomy places the organism in Eukaryota, Metazoa, Echinodermata, Asteroidea, Valvatida, Acanthasteridae.